AUGUCCCUUCGCGCCCCGAACGUCAUGCGAUGGACCCGUCUUAAGGACGAAUGCUUGGAGGUAUUGAACACGUCGCCAGCGGCCCUUGCGUCAGACAAGGUUCUGUGGCAGCAUAUCCAGCUGCAGCAUAUAACCGAAGAAUUUGCGAUGCAAUUAUCCGCAAAAGAGACUUCUCCUGAUCGAUCACGAGCUGUUCAGACCCAGUUGGCGCAUCGUGAGUUCAAACGGCAGCUCGACGAAUGGCGUAGAGGCGUUGCCGAUGGCUGUUGGGAUGAGGCUCUCGAAUUUGCGUAUCAUUUCUCACUCCUAUACAUAAACGAAGUGGCUUACUGCGCACCGACAAAUAAUGAUGCUACCGACAACCCGCCAUCAGUGGUUGCAACUGAGACACACGCAAUUCCCGAGUUUCUGGAAAAGACAGAUACAUCCUUCGAGUUUUCACCUCUCUGGAUAUGUCGACGCUCCGAGCCCUACCAGCGAUGUACCUGA
Messenger RNA from Aspergillus fumigatus Af293, 489 nucleotides. RefSeq lists its product as uncharacterized. Gene Ontology annotation, molecular function: transcription cis-regulatory region binding; DNA-binding transcription factor activity, RNA polymerase II-specific. The coding region runs from base 1 to 489 and encodes 162 amino acids. Gene Ontology annotation, biological process: regulation of DNA-templated transcription. The transcript has 2 exons. NCBI's taxonomy places the organism in Eukaryota, Fungi, Ascomycota, Eurotiomycetes, Eurotiales, Aspergillaceae. Gene Ontology annotation, cellular component: nucleus. The record is from RefSeq and is a predicted model, not a curated record.